Messenger RNA from Exaiptasia diaphana, 1395 nucleotides. Its product is annotated as probable G-protein coupled receptor No9. Gene Ontology annotation, molecular function: G protein-coupled receptor activity. The transcript has 2 exons. Lineage: Eukaryota; Metazoa; Cnidaria; Anthozoa; Actiniaria; Aiptasiidae. Gene Ontology annotation, cellular component: membrane. The record is from RefSeq and is a predicted model, not a curated record. Gene Ontology annotation, biological process: G protein-coupled receptor signaling pathway. The coding region runs from base 33 to 1343 and encodes 436 amino acids.
GUAUCUUUGUCGCUCAGUUCGAAUCCGUAACCAUGAUCUGUACCAACCAAACGUACUGUAAGACCACCGAUCAACUGAUCACGUGUGUGCUGACGUCACAAUACAGCAAUGACUUCGAGCGAUCCAUUCCCACCGCUGCAACCAUCGCCCUUAUUGUUCUUAACMUACUUUUUGCCAUUGAAGCAGCCCUACUGAACCUYCUGAUAGUUAUUGCAAUAAUGUCCACCCCGAAGCUACAGACGCCUACAUUCCUCUUGCUGUGCAAUCUCGCCUUGAUGGAUUUUUUCAUCAGCGUAGUCAUUGGUCCGUUUGAGAUCAUGUAUCUAGUCACCAGGGCAUUACAACAAUAUGAUAUGUUCUGUACGGCGUGGAAAAUCAUUACUGCUUUGAGCUAUACUCUGUGCCCUGCGUCGUUAUACACGAUCACAUGCAUCAGUUACGACCGUUAUGUAUCACUUAUAAUGCGAGCUAAUUAUAAGUCAGUGGUGACGAAGAAAAAGUCUAUUUACCUCGUGGUAUGCAUAUGGGUGUGGUCGGUCUUAGGUGCGACUCUUAUGAGUAUUCUUGGCAAGGGACCUUUUUUGAUUCUCGUAUGUUGUGUGGCAUUUCUUUGCUUGGCUGUCAUCGGAGACUGCUAUUAUAUGUCAUUCAAUGCAAUUAAAGAGAGGCAACUUGAGAUAAAGUCCUCAGUGUCUCUAACGACUAACAAUUCUGUUUCAAAUUCCACAUCUGAUGAUGUAAGAGAGGAAACCAUGACGUUACGUGAUGGUAAGAAUGCCGUAAAUAAAGCGCAGUGGUACAAGAGUGGAAUUUCGCACGGUAUUGUCCCACAAGAAAGCGAAAAUGUGAAGAGCUUUGGCCAAAAAACUAAUCGAAAUUCACCGAAAGUGAGACACCUAGAACUUGUUUAUAAAGAUGCUGGCGCUGUCGAUGAAAAGAAUACUGAAUGCCAAGAUACAGAGUCCAUAAAUUCUACUGGAAGAUAUAUUUUAGGUGAACAUCCUUCCUGCUCCAACCAACAUCACCUUGUAAAAGAAACAACAAGAAAGUCGCCUGUGAAAAACUCAGCACUUCUCACAGACGUUGAGCAAUUCCGGAAAACCCUUCGAACAAUAUUGAUUAUUGUCAUCGUGCUGUUUCUUUGCUUCUUACCUUAUUUGGUAGUUAGUACUCUUGUGACCCUGGAUAUUAUUAACAUAGGCGUUGCUUGGGACGUAGCUAGUACCAUCGUGUAUAUGAAUUCGUCCGUUAGUCCUAUUAUACUCUGUACUAGAAUAGUCAACGUUAGGAAAGCAUGUCUUAGAAUUUUUAAAAAGAAUUGCCAGAAAAAAAUAUUUACUUAAAGAACUGUUCUGGACAGUACUUGAAUAGCACGAAACGCGAAAUUAGUGACUU